AUGGCAGAAGCCGAAGUCAAUGGAGAGCAACCGCUGAGCGCAGGUCGUCUGCGCCAAGUUGCCCUCUCCAGCUCCACCAAGAGGCGCUCUACUGAGCUGCUCUCGCUGCACGACAAGAUCGUCAGCAAAGAAUACCCUCUUGAGCAAAUACCCAAUGCUCUCAAUGUCCUCUUCGACACAUAUCCUCUUUACGUCGACACACAAUCACGACAGGCCGUCGAGCUGUGCCUCGUCGCCAUAUUCUCUACACCUGAUACCGAAUCAUAUGUGUCUAGCUUCAUCGCCGCUGUCGAAACCGAAACUAAGAAGACCAGUCUUGCUCCAGCCAAUGCCUUCGUCUUGAUCCGCUGGUGCACUCUAUUCCUCCAGCAAUUCGCUUUGCAGAAGUCUCUCUGGGAUGAGUGGGGCAUUAAAAUCAUUCAAGCCCUGGUUCGUGUUACGAACACCUUCGAGAGUGCGAAUCCUCGCCACAGCACACAUCAGACCGUCCUUCGUGUCACUCGCCGCGGCUUUAGAAAACUCUUUGCAUCUGACUUCGGAGACGACGCCUUGAACCAAUCGAUUACUGCUCUUACCACAAAGGCUGCUACUCCUACUCCUCAAAAUGCUCUGGUGCUCGGAAUAAUAGCUGGAGUCAGUGCUCGCUUGUCGAAGCGCAGCGCCACCUUUGAGACCAGGAAGCCUGAUUACAAUGCCUUUUACCUCCGCGAGUUCAUUGGAUCGCGAGUUGUCCUUCCUCAGUUCGUUGCAACCGCUUUGAUUGACUACUUCAACUCGUUCGUCAGCCUGGAGGACCUUAAAAAGGAGAUCAUUCCUGCUAUCGAGAAGGCGCUCCUGAGAGCCCCUGAGAUUGUCUUGAACGAUCUUGUCACUCCCAUGAUUGAAGCCUUGCCUAAGGAUCUGGACUUGUCCGACAUCCUGGCCAACAACCUCUUGAAGCCUCUUGUUUCGAGCGCGAAGUCCAGCAACACCACUAUCCGUGCAGGUGCUUUGAGAACCUUUGCUGCAACCGCGCGUCGUUCGCAAGACGAUAAGCUCCUUGAAAAAGUACUUGGCGAGAUUUUGACUCCUUUGAAGACCGGUAAGGUACCAUCGGCCGACCAAAAGAUCAUCUUUGCACAGAUGCUCGGCGCCUUGAACAGUUCCGAAGCUUUAGCUGCAUCGAUUCCACAGGGCCUUGCACCAGUCGCCGCAAAAGAGCCAAAUGAAGCUGCUGCAAGCGCGGAAAUUGCUGCGCUUUCUAAGCACUUGAAGUUCGGCCUCGAGAACGGUGUCGCUGUUAAUGCUGCUACCACUGAUGCUUACGCUAAAGGUGUCGCUGAGAAACGUCUUCCUUUCCGAAAGUUGUGGACCUUGAGCAUUACAGAUAUCGUCUGGUCGCUCGAGGGAGAAGUCCUAAAGCAGCCCGGAGUUGCAGCCCUCGUAGACGCAGUAAUCGGCAAAAUGAUCGAUUCGUUCAACGAAGUAGUCGCAAAUCCCGUCGCUGCCACACAAAAUGGACAAGUCACCCUUGCUUGUGCCGUUACUGCCCUUUCAUUAGCAAAAGCACCUCAGCUCGUGGAGUUGAAGAAUGCAUCGAUCCUGAAGACUGCUUCAAUUCUGGAUCGUGCCGUUGCACUAGAGCCCAAGCCCUCUUUCCUCCUCAACACUCGUGUUUACACGAAGCUGACUUCGCAGGAGGAUCUGGUAUGGCUGGUAAGAGCACUCGCUGCGACCACCUCCGGUAUUGCUUCCUCUAGCCCGGCAAUUCAAGAUGCUUGGGCUCAAGCAUUUAUCUACCUUAUCGUUGCAUCUGGCUUGCCGGCCACCGCUCGCUCUGAGGCCAUGUCUCAGCUGCGCACAGCUUAUCUAGCCCAGCCUGAGGCAGUUGGAAAGACUGUCACCGUAGCUUUGUCUCACUGGUCCGCAGACGUUGAGCUCGAGACAAAGGAGAGCGCAGCUCUACUUGCUAAGACUGGCCGACAAGAGCUUCACAAGGUUGUGCGUUGCAUCUGCCAUACAAAGGAAGAAGUCGCCGCAGGCCAGGCCACAAUUGCACAGGAUGUUGUAGAUCACCAGUUGCUCAACCUGCUCGUAUUGUGUCGACCUGAGCUCAUGCCUAGAUCUUCCUGGAUCGAGACUUGUCUCAGGACAGGCACUGACCCUGGUGAGCUCGUCAAGCGGAGCAAGUCAGAGUGUAUGAACCAGAUCAUUCGUGUGACCGAAGACAAAACGCUCUCUACCAUCCCUGCUUUCCAACUCGCUGCCUUCCAGGCGACUGCGGAUUUAGCAUUUGUGGCCCCAGAAGAGCUGACAUCCAUUGUCCUAGAACAGAUCUGCAGCGAUCUGGACCCCGGAUUACUCCAGGACAUUGGUCCAACUGAAGCUGCGAUCUUCCGUACACCGGAAGGUACUGCUUUCAUUGAUGUCCUUGCGAAGCAAACUCAAGCGCAAGCUCCAAGCAAGAACAGCAAAGACUAUGAUACAUACAAGUGGGAGCAGGAGCUGAGGGAUCAGCUGGCUCAGAAGAAGGGUACCACGAAAAAGCUCACUGCUGAAGAACAAGCGAAGGUGAAUGCUCAACUUACGAAGGAAGCCGAAAUUCGUGGCAACGUGACAACAGUCGUAGCCAAACUGAGGAGAGGUAUUGGCAUGGUAACGGGUCUCGUCACCGGCCCCCCAACCGAGACUGCCAACUGGUUCACUGUCACGACAGCUCGCUUGUUUGAGGUCAUCAACGCUGGAGCGGGUCUCGUCCUUGGCGAUGCUGCUAUCCUCGCCUAUCUCGAGUGUGCUCAGAAGACUUCUUCUCGCUUGGGUCCCAUGCGCUCAUUUGUAGGUGUUGCAGCUUUGAGGGCUGCCGGUCUGACCACUCUUCCCGAAGCCAUGCAGGAAGAACCUCUUGGUGAUUUGGUGACUCGUGUACUCUACCGCCUACGCUUCCUCGGCGAACAAAGACCCCUUGACGCAGUCACUCUAAGCUAUUGUCUUCCCCUCUCCUUCUUGAUUCUAGAACAGGGUGGUGUUGGCAAGGCUGAGGAGGAGGAAGCGCAAGAACAGAUCAUUCUCGCUGCUGAAUUCCUUAGCUUCCAUGCCGACACUUGUAGCGAGCCUCGUUUGGCUCGCAAGGAGGUUCUUUCGGUUCUGGUUUCUUCCCUGCAGGCUUACCAACAGCAUUUCCGUCUUUUCAAGGACUGUUUCUCCGAUGUCUGCAGAAGCGUUGCGCCCAACGCUACCGAAGCUGAGACCGACGUGGUGGUCAAGGCUACCAUUGUGCCUGAAUCCUCUGUUCGCGAAGUAGCUCUACAAGCCAUCAGUGCUGAGUUCGAACUGUCAGGUAAAGAAUUCUACGACGAGAUCUUCCUCGCCACUCACGAUGAUGUCGAGGAGAACGUCGAGUUGGCACAUGAGAUCUGGGUUGAGAACGAACUCAAGACAGCACCAGAAUCAGCCGACUCCAUCGUUAAAUAUCUGGCUUCUCAUGAUAUUCAGCUUCGCCGUGCUGCUGCACGAUCAUUAGCCGCACUCGUCAAGGAGCACUCAGAUAUUCUGGACACUGUCAUCUCCCGUCUUCAAGACACAUACAGGGAAGACGCAAAGCCAAGAGCGCCUCAGCGCGACAAGUACGGCAUGCCCAUUAAGAUGGAUCUCUCCGACCCCUGGCAAUCCAGACAGGGUAUUGCUCUUGCAUUCAACCAGCUUACACCAACAUACAACAGUGAACAGCUUGUACCGCUCAUGCAAUUCAUGGUCGCAGAUGGUCCUUUGGGAGACAAGAGUGUGACGGUCCGCGAUUCUAUGCUUGAUGCUUCUACUGCCAUAAUCGCUGCCAAGGGCAACCUGCAAGUCGAAACCUUGAUGAAGCUGUUCGAGACUACUCUUGAAGGAGGCUCUCUCUCUUCGACUCAAGAUGCAGUGAACGAGGCUGUCGUUAUUCUCUACGGUGCUCUUGCUCGUCAUUUGAAGUCUGGUGACAGCAGAGUACCCAAGGUUGUACAGCGUCUCUUGACAACGCUCAAUACACCUUCCGAGUCCGUCCAAUACGCUGUCGCUCAAUGUUUACCUCCCCUCGUUCAAGCCUCCAGCAAGGAAGCUGGGCAAUAUGUCCAGCAGAUGAUGGAUACCACGCUCACAUCCAAGAAAUAUGCCGCCAAGAGAGGUGCAGCGUAUGGUCUGGCUGGUAUCGUCAAGGGCAGAGGUGUGUCUGCUCUCCGCGAGUUCCGCAUCAUGUCGAACUUGGUCAGUGCUACUGAAGACAAGAAGGAUCCCUACAAGCGCCAAGGUGCGUUCCUUGCCUAUGAGCUCUUGUCCCUCAUCUUGGGCCGUGUCUUCGAGCCCUAUGUCAUUCAAGUUGUGCCACAACUCUUGUCCGGCUUUGGUGAUGCCAUUUCCGACGUUCGUGAGGCAUGUCUCGAUGCUGCCAAGACAUGUUUCGCCAGUUUGAGCUCUUAUGGUGUCAAGCAAGUUCUUCCUACUCUGCUUGAGGGUCUUGAUGAACAGCAAUGGAGAAGUAAGAAGGGUGCCUGUGAUUCCCUCGGUGCCAUGGCAUAUCUGGACCCCGAGCAAUUGGCAGUCAGCUUGCCCGAAAUCAUUCCGCCAUUGACUGAGGUUCUGAACGACAGUCACAAAGAAGUCAGAGCAUCUGCCAACCGCAGUCUGCAGCGCUUCGGUGAUGUCAUCAGCAACCCUGAGAUCAAGAGUCAGGUCGACAUCAUUCUGAAGGCUUUGAGUGAUCCUACCAAAUACACCGACGAUGCUCUGGAUGCUUUGAUCAAGGUCAACUUUAUCCAUUACCUCGAUGCCCCAUCGUUGGCACUUGUUGUCCGCGUUCUUGAGCGUGGUCUGGGAGAUCGUUCUCAAACAAAGAAGAAGGCCUCCCAGAUCAUUGGUAGUUUGGCCCAUCUUACCGAGCGUAAGGACCUCAUCACCCAUCUGCCCAUCCUGGUUGCUGGUCUCAGAGUCGCUAUCGUCGAUCCUGUUCCUACCACUCGUGCAACAGCUUCCAAGGCCCUUGGUUCGACUAUCGAGAAACUUGGUGAGGAUGCUAUGCCCGACCUCAUUCCUAGCCUUAUGGCAACCCUCAAGUCAGAUACCGGUGCUGGUGACAGACUUGGUUCUGCUCAGGCUCUCAGUGAAGUCCUUGCUGGUCUUGGUACCAGUCGUCUCGAAGAGACUCUGCCCACAAUUCUGCAGAACAUCUCGAGUUCCAAGCCCGCCGUCCGCGAAGGAUUCAUGUCGCUGUUCAUUUACCUGCCUGCAUGUUUCGGAAACAGUUUCUCGAACUACUUGUCCAAGAUUAUUCCUCCAAUCUUGUCUGGUCUUGCCGAUGACGUUGACACAAUUCGCGAGACUGCUCUGCGUGCCGGUAGAUUGUUGGUCAAGAACUUCGCCACUCGUGCUAUCGAUCUCUUACUUCCCGAGCUUGAACGUGGUCUGGCAGAUGACAGCUACCGUAUUCGUCUCAGUUCCGUUGAGCUCGUCGGUGAUCUGCUCUUUAACCUUUCCGGUAUUAGUGGAACCGCAGAGCAAGAGGAGGCUGAAGAGGGUGCCAACGAAGCAGGUCAAUCUUUGCUUGAGGUACUCGGAGAAGAGAAGCGUAACAAGGUUCUCUCCGCAUUAUACAUCUGUCGCUGCGAUACCUCCGGUCUUGUACGAACCGCUUCCAUCAAUGUCUGGAAGGCACUUGUUGCCUCACCCCGUACUCUUCGCGAGCUCAUCCCCACCCUCACCCAGCUGCUUAUUCGUCGUCUCGCAAGUCCCAACAUGGAGCAGAAGGAGAUUGCUGGCAACGCUCUGGGCGAGCUUAUCAGAAAGGCUGGAGAAGGUGUUCUUUCAACCUUGUUGCCUACUCUUGAGGAGGGUCUGCAGACUACCGAUGUGGAUGCCAAGCAGGGUAUCUGUAUCGCUCUGCGUGAGCUGAUCGCUUCGGCCUCUCCCGACGCACUCGAGGAUCACGAGAAGACUCUUGUCUCAGUUGUGCGCAUUGCAUUGGUCGACGGUGACGAGGAGGUCAGGGAAGCCGCCGCAGAGGCGUUCGACUCUCUGCAAAAAGUCCUUGGCAAGCGCGCAAUCGACCAAGUCCUCCCAUACCUACUCAACCUGCUCAGGUCAGACGAGGACGCAGAGAACGCGUUGUCUGCUCUGCUUACUCUGCUCACCGAGCAGACCAGAUCCAACGUCAUCUUACCCAAUCUGCUCCCUACUCUCCUUACCCCUCCGAUCACUGCAUUCAAUGCAAGGGCUUUGGCCUCUCUCGCUCAGGUUGCAAGCUCUGCUAUGACAAGAAGGUUGCCAAACAUUCUCAAUGCACUUAUGGACAGCGUUCUCGCAACAAAAGACGAAGAGCUCCGUACCGAUCUCGAGAACUCCUUCGAUGCUGUGUUGCUAUCGAUUGAUGAGUUCGAUGGCCUCAAUACAGCCAUGAGUGCCAUGCUCGCACUGACGAAGCACGAGGAUCACCACAGAAGAGCACGUGCCGACUUGCACCUUGCCAAGUUCUUCAAGACAUCUGAUCUUGACAUCUCACGCUACUACCCCGACCUUAUCCGCACGCUUCUCAUCAGCUUCGACGACAGUGAUGUCGAGGUUGUCAAGGCUGCUUGGUCUGCACUUUCUGCACUCACUGGACGCUUGCGCAAGGAGGAGAUGGAAUCCCUGGUCUUCUCUACCAGGCAAACACUCAAUCAAGUUGGUGUUGCAGGCCACAGUCUACCCGGUUUCUCGCUUCCCAAGGGUAUCAAUGCCGUCCUGCCUAUCUUCCUGCAGGGUCUGAUGAACGGAUCUGCCGAACAGCGUACCGCGUCUGCAUUGGCUAUCUCAGAUAUCAUCGACCGUACCAGUGCUGAUUCUCUCAAGCCUUUCGUCACUCAGAUCACCGGUCCUCUCAUUCGUGUUGUGUCUGAGCGUUCGGUCGAGGUAAAGGCUGCUAUCUUGUUCACUCUUAACAACCUGCUCGAGAAGAUCCCUACUUUCCUCAAGCCCUUCUUGCCGCAAUUGCAGCGUACCUUCGCAAAGUCGCUUGCUGAUACCUCGAGCGAGAUUCUCCGCAUCAGGGCUGCAAAGGCUCUUGGUACUUUGAUCACUCUCACUCCUCGUAUCGAUCCUCUCAUUGCUGAGUUGAUCACCGGCUCAAAGACAGCCGAUACUGGUGUGAGAAAUGCCAUGUUGAAGGCGUUGUACGAUGUUGUUGUCAAGUGCGGUUCUAGCAUGAACGAGGCUUCGCGAACUGGCAUCUUGAGUCUGAUCGACUCUGACACUGGCGACUCCGAUGAAACUUCUGCCAUUACCAACGCUCGUCUGUUGGGUGCCUUGAUCAAGGUCCUUCCAGAAGAGGUUGGCGGCGGACUGGUCAAGGCUCGUGUGCUUACUCCCAAUCCCACUUACCCUUCAGUUCUUGCCCUCAACUCCAUCUUGGCAGAGGCCCCCGAGUCGCUGACCGGAUCGUUCUCCGACGUCCUUCCUUCGACCAUUUGUCAGGGUGUUGGUAGCAGUCAGCCUGCCAUCGCAGACAAUUGCGUUCUCGCAGCCGGCAAGUACUUGCUCACACCCACAUCUGACAAGUCGUUCGAGCCAGUGAAACAGAUCAUGGAGGCUCUCGCCGCAGCAAUUGCGCCCGGCAAGCCUGUCGACACACGCCGUCUGGCAUUAGUCGUGUUGCGCACUAUUUCACGUGAGCAAAACGAUCUGAUCCGCCCCCACCUCGCUCUCCUCACUCCUGCCGUCUUCGGCAGCGUGCGCGACAUGGUCAUCCCUGUCAAGCUCGCCGCGGAAGCCGCCUUCCUCGCCAUGUUCAGUGUGGUCGAGGAAGAAGACGCCAUCUUUGCCAAAUACAUGGCUGGACCUGGUGCUGAGCUCGCAGCUGGUCCCAAGAGAAGUCUUCAAGACUACUUCAAGCGUAUUGCUACUAGAUUGGGUGCACAAGCUAGAGAGCGCAGAGAAGCCGAGGGUGGACAGGGAGGUCUGGGAUUGUCUAGUGAUGAGCAAGAGGACAUGAAGGAGGUUUGGAGUGUUGGAAAGGUGGACAUCGAGAGUGGCGCCUUCAAGGACGAGUAA
Messenger RNA from Aureobasidium subglaciale EXF-2481, 8031 nucleotides. RefSeq lists its product as uncharacterized. The record is from RefSeq and is a predicted model, not a curated record. The transcript has 2 exons. Gene Ontology annotation, biological process: cellular response to amino acid starvation; regulation of translation. Gene Ontology annotation, cellular component: cytosol. The coding region runs from base 1 to 8031 and encodes 2676 amino acids. Gene Ontology annotation, molecular function: protein kinase regulator activity. Lineage: Eukaryota; Fungi; Ascomycota; Dothideomycetes; Dothideales; Saccotheciaceae.